Messenger RNA from Hipposideros armiger (great roundleaf bat), 2963 nucleotides. RefSeq names its product REST corepressor 2 (gene RCOR2). Gene Ontology annotation, cellular component: histone deacetylase complex; transcription regulator complex. Gene Ontology annotation, molecular function: transcription corepressor activity. Lineage: Eukaryota; Metazoa; Chordata; Mammalia; Chiroptera; Hipposideridae. The record is from RefSeq and is a predicted model, not a curated record. The transcript is spliced from 12 exons. Gene Ontology annotation, biological process: regulation of transcription by RNA polymerase II; negative regulation of DNA-templated transcription. The coding region runs from base 743 to 2314 and encodes 523 amino acids.
UUCCCUGCCAGCAGCUUCAUUGUGUGCGCGAGGAGCGAGCGGCGGCGGAGAGCGGGCGGGCGAGCAAGCAGCAGCCCGAGCGCGCCGGGGAGAGGGAGAGCGAGCGCACCGGGGAGGGUGCGAGGCGGCGCCCGCGGCUACGCUCCGCCCGCCUCGCGGCAACUCUGCCCCAGCACCGCGCGCCGUGCGCGCCGUCCUGCCACCACCGCUACCGCCCGGGCCCCGCCGGCUGCCGUCGCAGGCAGGGGUCUGGUCGGAACAGGGGUCUCCGCCCGGGGAUUGGGGCAUCCCGGUGUAGCGGAAAGGCACGGAACCUGGGGGGGGGGCGCCAAUUGCGCUGCAGCGCCCGCCCACUGAACUGCGUGGGCAGGAGGGCGGUGGGGCUCCCGCGCGCCCCGAGGGCAGGGCGCCUCGACUUCUCCAGGGGAGCCCCAAUCCUGGAGAGCGCACAGAGCGAGCGCGGCCACCCCCACCCCAGCCACACCGGACCUUGCGCUCAUCCUCCGCGUACCCCACUUCUACACAAACUUUUCCGAGCCCUCGCCCGUGGGGGUCGCGGAGAGCGCGGGGCUGCCCUCUGGGCUCCCGCCCCUACGGACCCUAGCCUCGCUGACCUCCUGCCUCUCGUAGCCUCAGUGGCGACCUCUCCAGGCCGGGCCAGGCACGGCACUUGAGGCGAGCGCGGCAACCCCCGGUUGCUCUCCGAAGGCUCCUGCGCCCCCCGGGGCAGCCGGGCGGGGUAAUGCCCUCGGUGAUGGAAAAGCCGAGCGCGGGCUCCGGGAUCCUGUCCCGAAGUCGGGCCAAGACGGCGCCCAAUGGUGGACAGCCCCACUCGGAGGAUGACAGCAGCGAGGAGGAGCACUCGCACGACAGCAUGAUCCGUGUUGGAACCAAUUACCAGGCCGUAAUUCCGGAGUGCAAGCCUGAGAGCCCUGCUCGUUACAGCAACAAGGAGCUGAAGGGGAUGCUGGUGUGGUCGCCCAACCACUGUGUGUCGGAUGCCAAGCUUGACAAGUACAUUGCAAUGGCCAAGGAGAAACAUGGCUACAACAUUGAGCAGGCACUGGGCAUGCUCCUGUGGCAUAAGCACGACGUGGAGAAGUCACUGGCUGACCUGGCCAACUUCACCCCAUUCCCCGACGAGUGGACAGUCGAAGACAAGGUGCUGUUUGAACAGGCCUUUGGCUUCCAUGGCAAGUGCUUCCAGCGGAUCCAGCAGAUGCUGCCUGACAAGCUGAUCCCCAGCCUGGUGAAGUAUUACUACUCUUGGAAGAAGACUCGCAGUCGGACCAGCGUGAUGGACAGACAGGCUCGGCGGCUGGGGGGCCGAAAGGACAAAGAAGAGAGUGAUGAGCUUGAAGAGGGACGAGGAGCAGUAAGUGAGGGGGAGCCGGAUGCUGGAGACCCCAAGAGAGAGCCUCUGCCCUCUCGGCCCCUGAAUGCCCGCCCAGGCCCUGGGAAGAAGGAGGCCCAGGGGUCUCAGUACCGCCACCACCCACUUCGAACCCGGCGGCGCCCACCCAAGGGCAUGUACCUGAGCCCGGAGGGCCUCACUGCCGUGUCAGGAAGCCCGGACCUUGCCAACCUCACUCUUCGAGGCCUUGACUCCCAGCUUAUCUCCCUCAAGCGCCAGGUGCAAAGCAUGAAGCAGACCAAUAGCAGCCUCCGCCAAGCCCUGGAGGGUGGUAUUGAUCCCCUACGCCCUCCUGAGGCCAACAUUAAGUUCAACUCCCGCUGGACCACAGAUGAGCAGCUUCUGGCUGUACAAGCCAUCCGUAGGUAUGGCAAAGACUUUGGGGCUAUUGCAGAGGUGAUUGGGAACAAGACUCUGACCCAGGUGAAGACCUUCUUUGUGAGCUACCGGCGCCGCUUCAAUCUGGAGGAGGUGCUGCAGGAAUGGGAGGCGGAGCAGGAUGGGGCCCCUGGAGCCCCGGUCCCCAUGGAGGAGGCUAGGAGAGGGGCUCCCUUGCCAGCCCCAGCCCUAGAGGAAGAUGAUGAGGUCCAGAUUACAUCCGUCUCAACAUCUGUGCCCAGAUCGGUGCCCCCUGCGCCACCCCCCCCUCCGCCUCCCACCUCGCUGUCGCAGCCACCUCCACUGCUGAGGCCUCCUUUGCCCACGGCUCCCACCCUGCUUCGCCAGCCACCCCCACUACAGCAGGGCCGCUUCCUCCAGCCCCGGCUGUCCCCCAACCAGCCCCCACCACCUCUCAUCCGCCCUGCCCUUGCUGCCUCCCGCCACAGUGCUCGCCCCGGCCCUCAGCCCCCACCCACCCUGAUUGGAGCCCCUCUGGAGCCUCCAGCGCCCUCACUCUGAGCCCUGAGGCCCUCCAACCAGAGGCUCCAGAAAGCCUUCGCUGGAUAUCUUCGGGCAGGUCUGGAUUCACUGAGGACAGAAGGGACUAGAGCUUUUGCCGGGUCUUUCGAAGACGAGAGCUGCUGACGGGCACAGCCUGGACCUGUGGGUUCUGCCGGUGUUUCUGGCAGCUGAGCCCAUCUCUGCCCCCACCCCAGCCAGGCGCUGGGACUCAGGGGCCUUCUGAGCUGGCCUGAGAGGACCUUCUCUUCCUGGAUUGGACUGGAAUGGCUGCCUCCUAGUCUGCUGGGGUUUGGCCUUUGGGCCCUGCCUUUUGUGUAGAGGGGGUAGUGACUGUAGCUUGGGGGGUAGGGGAGGACACUUUGGCCUGUUGGCUGUUCCUCCUCUUUCCCUUCUUUUAGCAAUAAGUCUGGGGUGAAGUGGGGAGGGGGCUGGAGGGGGAGGUGGGCAGAAAAGUGCCCUGGGGCUUGACAGCAGCAGAGACGAGAGGGGCAGCUGUCUUCUGGCUGUGUGGGAAGUGCUGAGGAGCUGUGAAGGUGCCCAGUGCCCACCGCCCAAAAGCUUAGAGGGUCGAGGGUCAGGGGAACAUAUGCAGACAUGGGUUUAUUUUUCAAUGUUUUUAAAAAAUAAAACCUUCCAAGCUCACUGA